AUGCCUGCGCCGACCAUUCCGGCCGGCAAGGUCCAAGGUGAGGAGCCGGAUCAUGAGGAUGUCAGAAGCAUCGAGGUUGAAAUGCCCACCUCGGGAGUUGCUAUUGAGAGGCAGCUGGAGACGAUGCGCAGACAGUUCGAAUCGGAUCUUGUGCAAGUGCUGGAGCGAGUGCAGGCCUUGGAAGGACGGCUUGGCAUGGAGCAUUCGCCUCUGGCGGGCAAGAACCCUGCUGACAGCAUUGAUGUCGAGCCGACGAAGGAGCCCGUGCUUGACUCUCAAUUGCGAGUCGCGGAGCCGGCAGGCGAGGAGGAACAGGAACAGUCGACAGAGGUAUGCUUCGAGGAAAGUGUCUGGAGUAUCCCUGCCUUGGCUGGCAUAGCUGGUGUCGACGUCGGUUUCUUCGACCGAUGGUUCGGUGCAGUCUUGCUUUUGCUCAACUUCGGCAUGCAAGCUGCCUUUUCUUGGGUCCUUUUGACUGAUGCUUUCAUUGGUGAGCCGUUUGAAACACGCGUCGAGAGCGCGAAGAUCUGGAGGACGAGCGUUGCCCACGAUUACAAGUACUUGGACUUGGCAGACACCAGUUUGGUAUCCCGAGUUUGCACAGGCGAUGGUGCUUUGAUCCUGUCCACUACGCAGGCAACAUUGAUACAUCAGAUAAAUAGCUUCCUCGGCCUCCAAAAGGGACAGUUUGAGCACUCCGUCUUUCAGCCAGGCAUACUACUAAGCAUGAUUUGUAUUAUCCUAUGGACGCUCUGCGUGUACAAGGAGUUCCGACGGAUCUGGUUGCAGUUAGAGGCCGCCUGGGUGAUUCCGAAGCAGCGCAGAACCGUUUACCGAGACAAUGCCUUCGUCUACAUGUCCUGGGGACGAUUCUGUGCUCUCCUGGCUACGUAUAUUGCGCGGACGGUCAUCGCUACUGUUUUGCUGGCAGCUGGAAUACUGUGGCUGGCCCGGACCACAUCAAUUGAAGAGCUGAUGUUGAAUGCCGUGGCUUUGAAUGCCAUCCUGGACGUAGAUGAGUUUUUGUUUGCAGGCAUGACACCCAUCAAUAUCCAACAUUCUAUUCAGAGCUUGAAACCCAUAAAGGUAAAGUACAGCCGCCUGCGCAGUGAGUGUGAAUCUCUGGUGCACUUCGUGACUUUGGUGGUUCUCGUGGUCUGUUCUUACUAUCUCCUACUGGGGCCACUGGGCGACACCAUGCUCGCAGUCAAGAACGAGCUUUGCGGAGGAGAUCAGACCUUUGUCGUUUCCUAUAACACCGAUACACAGCAAACCUUUGGGCUGAGAACAGCAGAAACACGUGACUAUCAAAACCUUUCGGCGAGUGAGAUCGCAGUGCAGAGCCACAAGGCCACGUCGCGUGGGUUGGCCACACCGAGUUUAGAGACGCAAUAUCUUACAUUUUCUGCCAACAAGGACUUGUUUCAGGCGGACAGAACAAGGACCAUCGCUGAGGAGGCAGCUCUCACGCCCUUCUGUAUAGAGAGCCUCCAAGAUCCGACGAAUCCGCGCUACAACGAUCCCUCCAUGCAAGCCAUGUCCAUCAACCGUAUCGCGAUUGCUGCACUCAGUGCCGGAAGGCAAGGUGUCAUCCGCUGUGAGGAUCUCGGUGACCUGUGUGACACUUUUGAUGCACGCCUUGUGAGACUGACCUGCGGCGACACCUGUGGAUGUUUAAACCCGUAUAGUUCCGCUUGGUUCAAGGUGGAAGAACAAGGCUGUGCCACCGCCUGUCUCAGAGUUGCAGAUAUGAGGAUGCAGAACUCUACCUGCCAGGACAUGCCUCCAGACGACAACUGGAGAAAGUUUUGGACGCUUUACCCUGGCAUUCUUUCGUCGUUCUAUGGUCGUGACAUCACGGGAACGACUUUUUACUCGGAAAUCACUCAGACGAUGCAAGCGAUGAUUUCUGGUGGUUGCCCGGUUCUUGCUCAGUCACCAUUCGAGUUGCUCACACAAGCAAAUUGGUGCCAGGGCAUGCCAUCUUUAUUCCGUCCACUGGCGAUCGUGUGCCCACAAACUUGUGGCUGCAGUCUUCCCUCCGGAGACGAAGGGAUCCCGAGCUAUUGUCCCCCCAGCUGUGCAAGCGCUGGCAACAGCUCGUUUUCAUAA
Molecule: messenger RNA, 2112 nt
Organism: Symbiodinium natans
Lineage: Eukaryota; Dinophyceae; Suessiales; Symbiodiniaceae
Source: the annotation of a GenBank genome assembly